Messenger RNA from Trichoderma aggressivum f. europaeum, 1377 nucleotides. RefSeq lists its product as uncharacterized. Gene Ontology annotation, molecular function: nucleic acid binding; poly(A)-specific ribonuclease activity. Bases 1 to 1377 code for a protein of 458 amino acids. Gene Ontology annotation, cellular component: CCR4-NOT complex; P-body; CCR4-NOT core complex. The transcript is spliced from 2 exons. The record is from RefSeq and is a predicted model, not a curated record. NCBI's taxonomy places the organism in Eukaryota, Fungi, Ascomycota, Sordariomycetes, Hypocreales, Hypocreaceae.
AUGCCACCCCAGCUCCGGGCCUUCGGCGGCGGGCCCGGCGUCGGCGCGCCUUUCCACCAGCCCGGCUUCCCCUCUCACGGCCAGCCGCAGGGAGGGCCUCUAGGCAACCAGUAUCUCAAUGCCAAUGCCCAGCUGAACCCCUUCACGCCGAACAACAUCAACUCGUUCAACGCCGCAGCCCUCAAUGGCGGCGCCGCCUUCCCCGACACGGGCUUUGGCAGCCAGAGCGCAAGGAUGGGGUUCGCGCAUGGGCCAGGGGCGGCCCUCCAGCAGCCGCAGCAUGGCGGCCAGGUGCAGCACAAUGCCUUGAUGGACCAUCCCACACUGCGGUCGCAGCCAGCUAACAAGGGCCGGAUACGCGAAGUCUGGAAACACAACCUCGAGGAGGAGAUGGCCGUGCUAAGAGACAUCAUUGACAAGUACCCUUAUGUAGCCAUGUGUCUACGGACCAACGUGGAUAUGCUCAAAGUCAUCCAAAUCGGCAUCACGCUGUUCAACGAAGAAGGCGAGACACCACCAGCACGACCGGGCCCUGAGCUGGGCCUCAGCGCGGCAGCAAGGCGGCAUCUUAACGGGGGCCCAUUCCCUUACUCGUGGCAGUUCAACUUCAAAUUCUCCCUAAAAGACGACAUGUACAACGAGAAGUCGAUCGAGUCUCUCCAGCAGGCCGGCAUCGACUUCAACCUCCUGGAGCGUGACGGCAUCGACCCUCACCAUUUUGCCUCUUUAUUAAUACCGUCGGGUCUGGUAUGCUUCGAUAACGUCCGAUGGAUAUCCUUCCACGGUGGCUACGACUUUGGCUAUCUCACGAAGCUGCUCAUCUGCACCCCCCUUCCAAACGACGAGGUGGACUUUGACCACAAGAUGAAGCUGUAUUUCCCCAUGACAUACGACGUGAAGCAUCUGAUGAAGUUCGCCAUCAAGCUUCACAACUCGGGGAUGCUCACCCCCACCGACCCUGGCACCACGGAAAUCCUGCAAAAGUUUGAGCACAAGUCGGGCCUGGAGAAUAUUGCGGAAACUCUCAAGGUCAAGCGCAUCGGGUCUGCUCACCAGGCUGGCUCGGAUUCCCUGCUCACCGGCAAGGUCUUCUUCCAGAUGCGCGACAGAAUAUUCACCGGCGAUAUCCCCAACGACCAUCUCGGCAAGGUCUGGGGCCUGGGCAUCCCUGACAUCGGCAUCCCCAUGUCCAUGAUGGGCCACGGCGGCGAUCAGAACGGCAACACUCCCAGCACUCCCAACACGGGCACCGCGCAUCUCGCAACGACUCCGGCUCAGAGCCACAACACAAACGGGCUGCCCAAUAUGGGGCCCAUGACUCCCGGUGGAGGAGGAGGCGUUUUUGGUAAUUUUGCAUUUGGAGGGAACGGCAGAUAG